This is a messenger RNA of Austrofundulus limnaeus, 1510 nucleotides long. RefSeq names its product IKBKB interacting protein (gene ikbip). The record is from RefSeq and is a predicted model, not a curated record. Lineage: Eukaryota; Metazoa; Chordata; Actinopteri; Cyprinodontiformes; Rivulidae. The transcript has 3 exons. Bases 201 to 1388 code for a protein of 395 amino acids.
GCAACAUUUUCCUGAGAACGGGAGUAGGGAAAUAGCGGAAAACGUACCAGAUUGAUCUCGUUUGUUUCUAGAAAUCAUUAUGAGCUCGUUUCCGAUGCGGUUUUUUUCUGUCAGUUUGCUAAUUGACAAAUAGAACUACGUUUGUUUUAAGCUAGGUCCAAGAAAACCAAGUAACCAUCGGCUUUACUGUAUAAAAAAAAAUGCCGUCUGAAAUAAAACAGCGAAAGAAGACUCAAACAUCAAAACAAAACUCCGACGAACUUUUGGAAACGUCCUCUGAGAAGGGUAAAGAUGAGAAAGUGAGGACGGAGGACAACUAUAGAGUAAAUAAAAACUCUUCGGGCUUCGAUGUGAAAAGUUUAAUGUGCUUAUUGUCGAUUGUAGUUUGCGGAGUCCUGAGCUGGGUGGUGAUGCAGCAGAAUGAGAGGUUCUCUCAAAUAGAGGAAAAAUACAAAACUCUGCACGGAAAGACUUCCAGCCUGUUGGACUCUGAGGAAGCGAUAGCUAAAAUAUAUAAAAAGCUUGCCGCGUCCGAAGAAGACCUCCAGGAGGCGCUCUCCACCGUCUCUUUGGCAACAAGGCUCCAGCAGGACGUCUCCACCCUCCACGCUGCCAUUGCGGCGAUGCAGAGCGACGAGAACUCCGCCUCCCGCGACCUGCAGUCAGUCAACGCUCACUUCCUGGACGUGACGGAGACGUGGCAGGGGAGGCUGGCCGCCGUCGCCUCGGACCUCACCGCCAUCAAGGCCAAGGCGAGGGAGGCUCACGCCGGGGCCACGGAGCGCGUGAACGAGGCCGAGCGGAGGACCCGGACGCUGGCGGAGAGGCUGGAGGAGCUAGAGGACAGCACGAGGAGGAACGCCCGAGCCCUGGAGCGCACCGAGGGGGACGACGUCCGGCGAGCGCAGGACCAGCUGGACUGGAACACCGGGCAGAUCCACAAACUGGAGGAGCAGAUCAGCAUCCUGAGCAAGAAGGAGGCCGAGCUGAGCUCCCAGCUCCAGGAGCACGUUCCCCGGGCGGAGGCCUGUGAGGAGCACCUGCCGCAGGUGGAGGAGGCGGUACGCUCCAUCCUGAAACUGAGCGGCGAUCUGAGCGGGGCGGAGAGGCGGCUGGAGGAGGUGACGCUCCAGGUGUUCGGGACGGAGGACAGCAUGCUGAAAGCACUGAGCGAGAUCCUGGAGAUCCGGCAGGAGCUGGACAUGCUGCAGGCUCAAAACAGCAUCAUGAAGAUGAAGAACGAACUGUCUGUGGUGAAGGAGGCGGUCCGCGAACUCACCAUGGUGCUGAGAGACGGUCYGGUUGAUACCCAAAUGGACUCUGAGACUUUGGAUGAAGAGGAGCAGAAUGAACCAACAGAAUAUCCUCAGGAUGAUUUUACUGAAUGAUCAGUUUCCAGUCUUUGUUGUACAAGGUCAUGUUUGGUCCAAUAUUAGCUGUUUUUUAAACAUUUUUUACACGGCAAGCAUUUCAUCGUCAAGUUAUUAAAUAAAACACUUUUUCUGUUUUU